UGAUCCUGUGCCACCUGUACUAUCAAGAUCAAGAUCAAAAACAACGGUUGAUGUAAACAGAAGAGGUGGCGAGAGGAGCAACGUGGGCGACAUGAGGUCACAUAAAGAGAAAGAAGAAAUGGUGAAAACGGUGGAACAUUUCUGGAAAGAUAUUGGAGGUGCAAGUGGCAAACCACCAUCCCAGGGGAUACAGCAGAUUCCAGUGGGUGAUUCACAGCUCAAGUUGAAAGUUCCCAUAGUUGCUCACACUCCAGAAGGGUUAUCAUUCUCAGAUGGCAAGAUAGCAAAUAAUGAAGACUUCAAGGGAUCAGUAAAGGCAUUUGCUCUUGCUGAUAAUGGAACUAAAAUUGCCUGGAUAAAAAGUGGCCAGGUUUGUGUGGCUGAAGCUCCAGAAUGGACAAGAAUGGGAACCCUGAAACAUCCACGAGCACAAGACAUUUGCUUUUCUCCCAGUGGCAACUACUUAGCUGUGUGGGAGUCAUAUAUCAAGACACAAGAUCAGAAUCAAGUACAACCAAACUUGAGUGUCUAUGAUGUUAAUGGAAAGAAGUUACUCAAAGCUUUUUACCAGCAAAGCCAGAUCAACUGGCAACCACAAUGGACAUAUGAUGAAACUAUUUUGGCACGAAAUGUUACCAAUGAAGUACAUUUUUAUAAAGCAGAUGAUCUUCAAACUAUUGUUGAAAAGAAGAUUCUCCCAAAAGUGCGAUCCUUCAGCUUAUCACCAUCUACUGGAACUCAUUAUGUAACAUUUUUUGUGCCAGGUGUUAAGGGAAGUCCAGCCUUUGUUCAUCUAUAUCGCUAUCCAAAUUUCCAAGAUACUACCAGUGCAUUGGCUAACAAGAGUUUUUUCAAGGCUGACAGUGUGAACACAUAUUGGAACAAGCAGUCCACAGCUUGUUUGCUUCUGACUAUGGCUGAAGUUGACAAAUCAGGCACCUCUUACUAUGGGGAGCAAAUGCUUUUUUAUCUCAGCACCCAAGGAGACUCAUCAAGGAUAACUUUUUCAAAAUCUGGAAAUAUUCACUCUGUGUCUUGGUGCCCAAAUGGCCAAGAAUUCUUCGUUGUUUAUGGAACAAUGCCGUCCAAAGCUACAAUGUUCAACCAUAAGUGUGAGGUUGUUUCUGAAUUUGGAGAGGGAGCCAGAAACACUGUUAUUGUCAAUCCUGUUGGAAAUAUUGUUCUGAUUGGAGGAUUUGGAAACAUCUCUCCAAGAUAUGAGAUGUGGGACAUCAAAAUGAAAAAAAAGAUUAAUGAGACAGAAUGUCCAGACACUACACACUUCAGCUGGUCUCCAUGUGGUCAGUACCUGCUGACAGCUACCUGCUAUGCUCGUCUCAAAGUCAACAAUGGGUACCGAGUGUGGCACUACACAGCUGUUCUGCAACAAGAAUGCUCUCAUCAAGAGCUUUAUAGUGCUUCAUGGAUUCCAUCUCCAGAAGCAGCCCAACCCUUCACAAUAUCUGCAAAGCCUGCCUCAGGGAUAACCCCAUCCACAGCAGUUGCAUCAAAACAGAGGUAUGUCCCUCCAAGCCAGAGAGGAGCAAGGAGUAUUGUUGGAGCCACAAACACAGAAAAAAAGUUUUUGAGUCAAGUGGAUAACCCGCCCAAAGAAGAAGCACCUCAACAGCUGUCAAAGGCAGCCCUUAAGAACAAGAAAAAGAGAGAAGCUGCAAAGAAAAAACGGGAAGAGGAAGGAAAAGAAGGGAAAGAGGAAACUUGUAAAAAGAGCCCAGGAUCUUCAGAGCAAGUUGUUCCUUUCUCUGCUGCAAACAUUGAGCUGACUGGAGAUCCUGAAAAAGAUAAGAAGAUAAGAAAUCUUAAAAAGAAACUGAAUGCUAUUGCCAAGCUCAAGGUAGAACUUGAGAAUGGGAAAACUUUAGAAAAAGACCAAUUGGAAAAGAUUGCCACUGAAGAAAAGUUGAUGAAAGAUCUAGAGGAUCUAAUCAUUUGAUGUGGUUUGCUGAGGGCUGGACUAUCUAUGGGACAAAGUUCCCAUUGCAUAUAAAGGUGUGAAGUUUUUAGAAUGUUUAUAUAUUUGCUGUAGGUUGGGUUGUUAACUAUGAUAUUAACUAUAAUAUUACAGCAAAGUAAUUGGAUGUAUUUGAUUAGUUUGGUAAAAAGAUAAAUAAAGGGUAUUCUCAAGAUUAAGUGCAUAUAUAUAUAUAUAUAUAUAUAUAUAUAUAUAUAUAUAUAUAUAUAUAUAUAUAUAUAUAUAUAUAUAUAUAUAUAUAUAUAUAUAUUCAGUUGAUAAAUUCAUAUUCUUUGAACUUAAGUGAUUGAUCAAUGACAAGGUAGCUAUUCAGAAACAAGUUCAUAUUUUAUUCUUUUAGGUUAUACAACAAGUUAAAGAAUGUAUCUUGAUACCUUGCAAUUACCCAAAACUAUGCCUUAUGAAAUGGAAAAUAAUGAGUAUACAUAUUAGUUUAAUGCCAAAAUAUGCCUGUGCUUAUGCACUUAUGUAAAUUAUGAUUUCAACUCUGAUAGAAUAAUUGUGUUUGUUGGAUGUAGCAUUUAAAACUGCAAUGAAACCUAUACUUACAAAGAAACAUCUCACUGAUCUCAAUAAGAUCCCUGUCACUUUGCCUGUGUCAGCUAAUGCAUCUUUCUUUUGUUUAUGAGUAGCAACAUGUAUAGUGUUAGUGUAAUAUUUUUUGUUACAAAAGUAAAUGGUACAUAAUGGUGCUCUAGGAAUUUAGGGGCCUAUAAUAUCAAGUGCCCUGUGCCUACAUAAGUCUUUCUCCUGCUUCGCAUGUGUUAUGAGGAAGAGCAUUUCAGGUUUUCAAUAUCUUAUAUAUUUCAAAUAAAGCAUAAUGGUACAAUAGGAAA
Scylla paramamosain (green mud crab) is the source of this 2829-nucleotide messenger RNA. It is a transcript of the gene eIF2A, whose product is annotated as eukaryotic translation initiation factor 2A-like. Gene Ontology annotation, biological process: translational initiation. The record is from RefSeq and is a predicted model, not a curated record. The transcript is spliced from 15 exons. Bases 92 to 1954 code for a protein of 620 amino acids. Lineage: Eukaryota; Metazoa; Arthropoda; Malacostraca; Decapoda; Portunidae. Gene Ontology annotation, molecular function: tRNA binding; ribosome binding; mRNA binding. Gene Ontology annotation, cellular component: cytosolic small ribosomal subunit.